Molecule: messenger RNA, 3297 nt
Organism: Patiria miniata (bat star)
Lineage: Eukaryota; Metazoa; Echinodermata; Asteroidea; Valvatida; Asterinidae
Product: SLIT-ROBO Rho GTPase-activating protein 1-like
Exons: 20
Coding region: 180-2816 (878 amino acids)
Biological process (GO): negative regulation of cell migration; signal transduction
Cellular component (GO): cytoplasm
Molecular function (GO): protein binding
Source: RefSeq, a predicted model, not a curated record
CCAGAAGGCCAUCCCCAGCAUAUGCGAGUAUUUCCUGAAACAUGGCGGCCGACUGUGCAACUUAACUCUUCACGUCUGUCGGUCUAGUCGAACUUAAUUUUAAUCUCUGAAGCAGUCAGCAUUUCUUUAUUUAUAUCUUGUGAUGAAGGUUUUGAACGGAAUAUUGCACUUUCACCAACAUGUCCGGAUCCGAUAGAAGGCAAGAAAAGGAAAUUUUACAGGAAUUUGAUUCACAAGUGAAAGAUAUUCGUCAGCGACUGACAGACCAACUGAAAUGUCUGGACAACCGUUACGACGCCCAACGGGAGCAGCUGGGGGACCUGCAGGAGUACAUGAAGCUACGGGCGGAGGUAGAGAUGGAAUACGCCAAGAACCUUGAGAGAUUACAUGAACGCCUGACCAGAAGGCAAAAAGCUGUCCAGAAAGACCGAGAGGGUGGCAUCCCAUCAACCACAGCAUGCUGGAACAUGCUGGUGGAUAUGACCAAAAGUCAGUACAAGCAACACUCUACACUCAGCCAGUGUCUAAACUACAAUCUCACCAACAACUUUGGGACCAUCCGGGAUGGCCUGGAUAAUGUCUACAAAAAGAGCCGAGAGAUGAUGGCGGAAGUGCACACGGAGCUCCUUAGAGUUAUGAACGAGCUAUAUGCGGAUAUCAAGUCGUACCACAAUGCGCACAGUGAUGAGAAAGUUAACGAGGCUAAAUUCAGACAGGCAGAGAACGAGAAACUCAAGAUGGAGGAGAAGGGAUCCCACAAACGGAGCAAGACUGUGGACAAACACUUUGAGAAGUGUUCACUCAAGCACCAUGAGAGUUCAGUCAGAGCAACCAAGGCCAGGAAUGAUUACAUCAUCGCCGUCGGAGCAGCCAACGCAAGCGUUGACAAGUUCUUCCAGACGGACUUGGAUAAGAUCGUAGACUGUCUUGAUCUGAGGUACAUCCAGCUUGUCCGUAAGGCUCUAAAGGCCUUCCAGACGUCCGAGGUUCAAGUCCAGACCAUACAGCAAGACGAGCUACGUCGGCUGGAGCUCUGCAUGCGUAAACUCAACUCCGAGGACGACAAGAAGCUCUUUCUUCAGGUCAACUUCCAACCGUUUGUCGGGCCGACGUCAUUCCAGUUUCAGCCGCACUCUGGGGACAAGACACGUUCACUAACAGCCCAGCACCAACUACAGAGUGAUUUAGAGCACCGCUAUGAGCUUCUGUACCGCACAAUUGCAGCUCUCAAGAUCGAAACGGAUGAGAUCCAGAAGACUCUGAAGGAAGUGGAGCGUAACUGGGUGGAGGACGAGAGCAACCCCAGCGAAGAUGAGAUCAUGACCCAGCUGAGAUCGGUCCGCAGGAUGGCGGAAUCCCUAUCCACCCCGGACCUCAACCGGGUCCCUUCCAUGAAGAGACAGAGGGUUCUAAAGCAGGAAACCGAGAUGUACUAUCUGGAUAAACAAAGAGAGUAUCUACAGAAGAGCAACAGAUUAGUUCGCAUGAAAGCCAGGCAUGACCUGAUACAGAAGGGCCUUGGACUGAGCAAUUCCAAUUCAGAGAAGCGGAGCUAUCCGGCCACCACUCUACAAAGGAAGCAGAAGCCGCCUCGGCCCAAGUCAGUACACAGUGCCCGUCUGUUUGGAGGCAACUUGCAAGAAUACCUGGAAAUUACCGGGCGUGACAUUCCAACUGUUGUACAAAGCUGUGUUGAGUGUGUUUCCCUGUAUGGUUUACAUCACAUGGGUAUCUUUAGGAUGCCCGGAGCCCAUCAAGAAAUCGCUGAAAUGAGGGAGGCUUUUGAAAAAGGAGAGGACCCAUUUGAGAGUCUGGAUGAGAAGGCUGAUAUCAACCUGGUAGCCAGCGUUCUCAAGUUGUACUUCAGAGAGCUUCCCGAACCGCUCUUCCCGACCACGUUUUUCCCCCAGUUCAUGGAGUGCGCCAAAAAUUACCGGGACGCAGACAGAAUACCCGAGUUGAACAGACUAGUGAACGAGCUACCCAUCAGCGUCAUGAUUGUAAUGCGCUACCUCUUCGCAUUCCUCAAAAGACUGGCCCAGUACAGCGACGAGAACAUGAUGGAUUCCCACAACCUGGCUGUCUGCUUUGGCCCGACCCUGAUCCAGCAGCCGGAGUCCGACGAAGACAUUCUGAUGUGGCAGUCGCACAUCAACGACCUGGUCCAGACUAUGAUUGUCUUUCAGGAAGAUAUCUUCCCUCAGGAGCCGGGGACCCUAUAUGAGGACCCAUCUAUCGUCGAUCUAAGCCCCAGUCCGAGUGGUAGCCUAGAGACUAUACCUGAAGGAACUACAGAUGAUGAUUCCAACAGUGGUUUCCUAGCGACAGCCAAGGCAGACUACAUCGGUAAGUCAGGCAGUGAGUUGACCUUCAGCAAAGGGGACCAAAUCCGCCUCCUGAACAAAAUGGACGAGUACUGGUGGAUGGGUGUGGUGGGGGACCACAAGGGUUACGUGCCCAUCCAGUACGUGGACGCACCGGAAAAUGAGAACGGCGUAGUCAGCCAUCCCGUCAAACGACAGGUCAGCCGGACAGACAGCGCCGAUAUGCUAGUCCGCGACAUCGACACUAGGAUGGCGAGCGUGGCCCAAGCCCUGACCAGCAUUAGUACUGUUGAUACCACCCCGGCCUCGACCCCGGAUGUAAUCAAGGAUAUCUGGACGUCUGUCACACCCUCCUCCCCUGGGUUGAGCACACCCAAGUCCAAAAACCCCCCACCGGCUGUCAAGCCCAGGCCAUCCGCCAGACCCACUCGACCCAUGCCUUCCUCCUCACGCAAGCCACAGUCCCCUAUGAGCUCCUCGCAAACUUUAUGAGGACACAAUUCACAAAUUCCUUUUUUUAGUUUGUAUGCCUCCAAUCAAUAGUUUGUCAUUAUUGUGGCCAAAAACUUGGGCACACCAUAUCUUUCUUUUUUUUAGGUUUGUAUAUUUUGCAGCAACACCACAAUUUAUUGCAAUAACUGCAAAAUGUGGGAAACAGUAAAAAAAUAAAAAAAUUAAAAGAGUUGAAACUGCUUUUGUUUUAAAGCAAUCGUUGUUACUAUUUUUGUUCAUAUUGGAUUGCAAAGUAAAUACAUGGCAACGCAGAAGUCAGGCUCAACAAGUAAUAACAAACAGCGUAGAAAUAGAACAGCAUUUUCUGUGGAUGAACAUGAAACUUUUUCCUCCAGCCCAACAGUGAAAAUGGUGACAGACUCGCUAACAGGCUGUGACCUAAUAUACAAGAAAUAAUAUUACUUUAUACAUUGGCUUGGUUAAACAGUGGAAUAUUCUUCUUGAGCGGUGCAAUGCUCAU